GGCUAUGCUGAAAGUAGCCUGGGAGAAGAUAUGCGCCGAUCGAUACGCUGACUUCACCUAUAGGAUGAGAAGAAGCGGUAAGAAACAACGGUGCGUGUCUCAGGAGAUAUGGGAGAGCUGGCAAAAGGCUUGGGAGGAUCCUGCAUUCAAGAGAAAGCGGGAGAUGUUUGCACAAAACAGGCGCAGUGAGACUGGCGGGGAUGGAGCAGGACCUUCGCGACACACAGGCGGAUCUAUAUCUGCUAUAGAGACAGCUCGAUUAUUAGCUAAAGAAUUAGGUCGUGAGCCCACACCGAUUUUUAUUUUUUCAUUUGCUGUUGUAGAAAAAUUUUUGGUUUCAUAA
Messenger RNA from Jatropha curcas, 343 nucleotides. The record is from RefSeq and is a predicted model, not a curated record. Lineage: Eukaryota; Viridiplantae; Streptophyta; Magnoliopsida; Malpighiales; Euphorbiaceae.